AUUUUUCAGUAUUUGUUUAUUUUAAUAUAAAACCACCAGACACAUGCUACUGUCGUCAUUGUAGGGGUUCUAAUAAAGUCUGGGGGAAAAAAGCGCAAACAUACGGCUAAUCAAGUAGGUGUUGCUUGUGUGGUUCCAGAGUUCAAUAUUAAAAUUGGGAAAAGAAUUACUUCAUGGUCUUUCAGUCACAUUUCGUUCCACACUCCUGACCAGUUGGUGGCGGAAAUGCGCCACAUCGCUGUGUGCCAACCGCCGAGAAAACACAAAGAAGGAAAGGAAGGAAGGCGGCGCAGUAACCGGAAGUGCUACUAGAAAACAGAAUUGAAUGCAGCUUCGAGCGGUUUGGUUUUGUGUUUUAGGACCUAAAGGCUCACGCACGCGAACCGACAUGUAACACUCGGUUCUGGGUGUUCUAGAACUUAGGAGGUGGAACUGAGUCUAAACGACUAGACUAGCUGGUUUGUUUUAUCUGCCGCAAGGCCUGCUGGGUAAUAUGUUAACGUUGGUACUGCGUCGAUUGGAGGUCCGCGGUGCGUGCUAUCGGGAAUAACGAACCAAUAAAACAGUAAAUACAGAGGCGAGGGAGAAGCGCGAGCAGGUAGUGUGUCUCUGUGUCCACAGACAUGUCAGCCUCCCUGUCAGCGGAGAGAGACAGGAUUCAGAGACAAGUGGAGGAGCUGGAACAGAGUCUCGCUGUUACUCAGAAUGAACUGGACCUGCUGAGCAGUGAGACAGAUGAUGGUUCACACGAUGAGGACGUGGAGGACGAGGUGGGACAGUCUGCUGCAGGUUUGAUGGUCCAGAGGGAGAAGGUCCAGAGAGAGAUCCAGGACCUGGAGGACAUCCUGGGAGCACACAGCCCCAUCACUGUGUCAGAUGAUGACGCCGGGAGCUCCAGUGAUGAGAGUGACCUUGGCUUGUCUCUGUCGGUGGACUCGUGUCUGCAGUUGAACCUCGUUUACCAGCAAGUUGUCCAGGAGACUCUGAAUCAGCUGGAGACACUGCUGAGUCAGAACCGCAGACAGCAGGAGGAGCUGGUGGCUCAGAUGUCCGGACCAACCAGAGAGUCUUCCAGUGAACCAUCAGCCCACUCGUCCUACCAGCACCCAAUGAAAUUGUUUCUGGGCCGCUUCCUGAAACCAUACUUUAAAGAUAAACUGACUGGACUGGGUCCUCCAGCCAAUCAGGAAGCGAAGCAGAGGAACAUGAGGAUGACGGGAUAUCUCGACGACAAGAAACUGAAAAUGAAACGAUGGACGAGCUGGCAGAAGAACCUGUUGAUCCACUCGGUGGCCAGAGACAGUCUGAAGAGACUCGUCCAACCCAAACUGUCCAGGGUGGACUUCCUGACCCAGAAGAUGUCUUCAGCAGAUGAAGCGGACCGGGAGCAGCUAAGAGAGCAGAUUGACGGUCUGGAGAAGGAGAUCGACCUGCUCAGGGAGAAGAAGGAGGAGGAGCUGAUUGGUGAUCGAUUUGAAGAACACGACUGGCAGAAAAUCUCCAACAUUGAUUUUGAAGGGACCAAGGACCCAGAGGACAUCCGGGCCUUCUGGCAGAACUUCCUCCAUCCCUCAGUCAACAAAACCUCCUGGAGUAAAGAGGAGGUGCAGCAGCUGAAGGAGAUCAGCAGGAAACACCAGGAGAGACACUGGGAGAGGAUCGCCGAGGAGCUGGGGAUGGGGAGGACGGCCUUCAUGUGUCUUCAGGUGUUCCAGCGGUUCGUCUCGGAUUCUCUAAAACGUGGCAGUUGGACUCCAAAUGAGGACGUUCUGCUCAGAGAGCUGGUGGACAAGAUGCGAAUUGGAAACUUCAUCCCGUACACACAGAUGAGUUACUUCAUGGAGGGUAGGGACCCGGCUCAGCUUAUCUACAGGUGGAACCAGGUUUUGGACCCGAGCCUGAAGAAAGGCCUCUGGAGCAAAGAGGAGGAUGAGAUGUUGCUGCAGGCUGUGGCUCGUCAUGGAGAGAAGAACUGGUGGAAGGUGCGGCUGGAGGUUCCUGGACGCACCGAUGGCAGCUGUAGAGACAGAUACCUGGACUGUCUGAGGAGUGAUGUGAAAAGAGGAUCGUUUGACAAACAGGAAAUAAAACUGCUGAAGGAGCUGGUGGAGAAACACGGAGUUGGACGCUGGUCAAAGAUUGCUUCAGAGAUUCCACAUCGGUUGGACUCUCAGUGCAUGAGGGAAUGGAAGAAACUGAACAGACCUCCUUCUAAGCGCUGCAAAGCCGGAAACACUUCCAGGAGGAGAAAAAGAGGAGAUGGGAAGAAGAAAGCAGCAAAACAGAACAUCAGGAAGCUACUGGGUAAAAUAAAAGUGGAGAAGGAGGAAGUGGUGGAUGAGAUGACUGAGGAGGAGGAGGAAGAAGACAUGGUGAUACCAUACAUGGAGAGUGAUGAUGAGAAGAAACCCGAGAAUUUAGUUGGGGAGCUUGCAAAGGUUAUGGAGGUGGCAGAGCAGGAGGAGCAGGAGUAUGUCGUCCCCCCGAUGAAGGAGUGGCUUCCAGUGGAUAAAGUUCAAAGCUCCACCUCCCUGACUUUUCAUCUGGUAAUGUUGCCUCCAUCAUCUGACGCUCAGGAUGGGGAUCUCGUCCGCUUGACAAUCCUGGGAAAGUCUGGGCGCUCUGUGAUCAUUGGACCGCGUCCCAGAGAGCUGCCGUGUGAGGAGCGCAACAGCAGCGGCGCCAUGAUGAUGGUGUCAGCUGACCAGCUCCGCAAGCAUCUGACCUGCAGGGUGCAAAAGUUUAAGAACCCAAAUCACGGAGAGAAAACCAGCAGCAACAAAGGGACGGAGAAAUCGACGGAGUACGAGCUGCAAGCCGCAGUGUUGCCAUGGAUCGGACACCUGCUGAUCCCAAAGAGCUCCACACGGACGGCCUCUGACGCCCUGAGGGAGGAAGGCGAAAAGAGGGGGGCCUCCUCCACCUCCACCUCCCUAUUCUUGCUGUUCCUCCAGACCAUGAAUGUGGACAUCAUUGGCUGCAAGGAAAUGAUCGAGCAGAGGAAGAACAAAGUGGUGGUGCUGACUCCGCCCACUAAUCCCCUCACCGUCAAGAUGAAGAACUCCAGGACCGUGGCAGGAGUCCUUCAACAGAGGAGGAAGAUGAGGCAGCGCCAGGACUGGGAGGAUGAUCAGCGGAGGCUGAUGCUAAGGCAACUGCAGACAGUGGAGGAGGAGAAGCUCAGGCAGCUGAUGCAGCCUCGUACUCUUCCAAACCUUCUCCACCUCGUCCCCCAGGAGCCUCCUCAUCCCACUGGCUCCAUCCAUGUCAUCAGAGCUCCUCACAUAGGAGCCCAGGCUGCUCCGCUUGCUCCACCUCCUGUCUCUGUGGUCUCCAUGCUCCAGGCUACACCUUUAGCUCCGCCCCCUUUCUGUUACCCAGCUGUUCCUGCUGUUCCAUCCACAUCCAGAACUCUCAGCCCACCCAGAGGAGGGGGGCAGAGGGAGGGAGAGGAGGAGCAUGCAUGCAGGAGCAGCAGCGUGGGAGGUUCAGGAGUGCCAAGUGGCCGAGGGGCUCCGCUGGAAACUGAGCCUGAAGCUAUGAAGACAGCUUCAUCUUCCUCUUCAACAGACACAGAUCAGACUCAGACUUCUGUCCUUCUUCCUCCUGUUCUUCCUCUCCCCGUCUCCUCUCAGUUUUCCACAUCUUUCUGCUCUGAUUGGCCUGUGUCUCCAGCUCAUAGCCUCAGCUUAGCCCAGCCCCCUCCAACAGCCUCACCCUUACAUCUCAAGGAGCAUAGUUACAGCUUUUCUAGUCCAGACUCCAGCCAACCAAGCUCCGCCUCCAAAUGCCUUGUCCCUGACCAUAUGAGAGCUCCCAAACAGCAGUCCAGAACUAGGAAAAGACAGAGGGAGGAGAAGCAGCAGGAGGAGCAAAGUGUGGAUGGGGCAGGUACAGGUAGAGGUGUGACCCAGGAGGGUAAGAGGCCUCGCAAACCAAGUCUGAAGGGCAUAGCUCUGCAGGAAUCCAAGGCUGAGGCAAAGAAGAAGAGACGUUCAUCCUCCUCUCCUCUACGCAAACGCUCACGCAAGUGUAGCCCGAGUAUUGCCAUGGCUCCGCCCCCUCCUCAGAUUCCGCCCGCUGGGUUAAGUUUACUUCCUGGUCAAAGCAUGUGGGUCAUGACUCAUAGCGGAUUGGUCCAGCUGGCUCAGGCUCCGGCUCAAGGCAUGAAGGUUGUGUUUGUACCUCCAACUGGAGGUGUUUUAAACCCUUCUAUGGCCCCGUCUCCUCUAAGACCGAACCUAAUCGUCCCAGCAAACCGCCCUUUUCUUGCUUCACCUAUGAGCCACUGCAAGCCCCAUCCUUCAUCUAUCCCACUACCACAUAACUCCUCCCACCUGCACCAACCUCCCCCAAAAGUGAAUCUUCCUUAUAAGGGCACUGUCAAAGCGGAUUCAGAGAAGGCUCCAUCACUCAGGUAUGAGCGGCUGCAGUUUGACCCCUCGCUGAUGUUCCUGGAGCCUCGAGAGGUGGUGUGUAAUUGGCUGAGUGGAUUGGGUGGGGUGGUAGUGCCCGGGGCGAGGACAGCGCUACCCUACCUUCCUCCCUUCAUCAGCACUCUGAGCACGCUCAGUUUGCUUCUGCAGGCCAAGAAAUCUCUGACGCAGGCGUCCCUGCAGCUGCUGUCAAAAGAAAUGCAUCCCCCUCCAUCCAAACCCUGUUCCACCCAGCCUCCACCUGACCUGCCAGAUUCCACCUCAGACCUUAACCCAGCAGAGGAAGAGCCAGGUAACCCUCCCAUCUCCACCGAGGAGGAGGAGGAACAGGUGAAGGCAGUGCGUCAGCUGGUGGCUGAGCGCUUUUCCACUAACCCCGCCUACCAGCUGCUGAAGGCCCGCUUCCUGUCCCUCUUCACUGUCCCCGCCCUCUUGGCCACCGUGCAGCCAGUCACAAAGAAGCAGCAGCCGUGCCUGACCAAUCAGGAGGAGGAUGGGGAAGAAAGUGAUGAUGAGGAGGAGCUGAAGAAAAUCGAAGAGAGAGGAAGACAAAGGAAAACUGAGAGAUCUCUGCUGCUGUCUGGAAGCACCACCGCUCCGGCCAGUCACUUCUCAGGAAUCUGCACACAAACCGCAGACCAGACCGGACACCCAAAAACUGGACCACACUAGAAGAGCCGAAACUGGACCACCAAGCUGUCCUCUAUGUGGAGGUCACAUGUUCAGAUACAAAAGCAGAUGUUCUUAUUGUUCAGGAUUUACAGAAACGGUGUUUAUGUCCCAUCAGGUGUGAACCAACUGGCAUGAAGACCCUCAGAAAUGAGACAGAAAGUUACCUCAGAUAUUGUGGUUUCUGGAUCAGGUUUUACUGACUCAGACAGUCAAACACAAAAGAUGUUCAUCACUUCUAUAAUUCACAUUUGUUUUGUUGUAGAAACUGGCUGGAGAGGAGCUCUGUGGUGCGUUCAGGAGCCCCAGUUUUGAGAAUGAAUAAAGAUGUUGUUGUUAAACAUGUUAAUAUUAAAGAAAUGUUUUAUUUUCUGUAAAGAAAAGCUUUAUUUUCCAAUUAAAAACUUUUAUAAUAA
This is a messenger RNA of Melanotaenia boesemani (Boeseman's rainbowfish), 5521 nucleotides long. RefSeq names its product small nuclear RNA activating complex, polypeptide 4 (gene snapc4). The transcript is spliced from 21 exons. The record is from RefSeq and is a predicted model, not a curated record. NCBI's taxonomy places the organism in Eukaryota, Metazoa, Chordata, Actinopteri, Atheriniformes, Melanotaeniidae. The coding region runs from base 624 to 5108 and encodes 1494 amino acids.